Molecule: messenger RNA, 2835 nt
Organism: Xenia sp. Carnegie-2017
Lineage: Eukaryota; Metazoa; Cnidaria; Anthozoa; Malacalcyonacea; Xeniidae
Product: ABC transporter ATP-binding protein/permease wht-1-like
Exons: 19
Coding region: 332-2341 (669 amino acids)
Cellular component (GO): plasma membrane
Molecular function (GO): ABC-type transporter activity; ATP hydrolysis activity; ATP binding
Source: RefSeq, a predicted model, not a curated record
CACAGCACACCACAGUAUGAAAGGUGUGGUAGUAGAAAGGGUUCUAGAGAUAUGAAUGAAUGAACGUAGUGGUAUGCAAAGUCUGAAGACUGUAAUUUCAGAGACAACGAAUACGAAAUAGUUGAAAUGCAUGAAUUUAAAAACAAUGAGGCCUUCUUCAAUGUACACUCUUCAAAUAUUCUUACGCUUUAUUUGGCAUUCGCGAUUAGCAAUUCAUAUAAGCUCCACUUCUCAUUAAACUCAACUCAAAGCACGCAAGAAGCCAUUUUCAGAAAUUUGAUAACGUUACGCUGAAAGAAGCAUUACAGAAAAUAGAGCUAUAUUCAAUGGCAUGGAUAGAAGAAAGUUAAUGUCAGAGGAUGAAAAUGAUCCCUACACAGACAGACAAAGUGAAAGUAAUGGGCACAGCUUUGAGAACUAUGCAUACACGAGUAAUUUAGGAAGACCCAGUGUUUUAAACGCAUUUCGCGAAAGCCGGAGAAGUUUUGAUUUAUCUUCAACAUUUGACUCAACUCAAGCUGUUCUUGGGUGGGAAAAUAUCGAAGUAUUUAUAAACAAGCCAGUUGGAUUUUUUGAUCGUUGUUUGAGACGUGAUCGACGGACCAUCGACUUCAUUGACAACCAAAUUUUACAUGAAGCCAAUGGUGAAAUUUCUGCCAAGAGUCUUGUUGCAAUACUGGGCCCAAGGCGAGCUGGAAAAACAACAUUAUUGAACACCUUAUCUCACCGUAAGAUAGAACAUUUUGAAGUGACUGGGACAGUGUAUGUUCAAGAGGAACCUGUUGGUAUAAAUAUACGUGAAUUGUCAGCGUAUGUUGAGAAGGAUGAUGUGUACGUUUCUACAUUAACAGUGCGAGAGCACUUGCUAUUUCAGGCUUGUUUAAGAAUGAGCAAAAAUCUUUCGCGCGAAGAAAAAAGACGUCGAGUUGAAGAUGUCAUGCACGAGUUUGGUCUCAAAGAAUGGGAAGAUGUACAACUUGGCACAGCUUCUUCUAGCAACAGUAUACCUAAAGGAGUAGUGAAGAGCCUGUCAUUUGCGUCGGAGUUGCUUUCAAAUCAGAAGUUUAUACUCUUUGCCGACGAUCCGAUUGCAGACUUAGACUCACUCUCAGCGUAUUCCCUCAUGAAAACAUUGCAAAACCUUGCAAGAAGCGGCUACACCAUUAUCUGCACACUAGACCAACCUUCAUCCGAGAUUUAUAAUCUCUGCAAUAAGACAAUACUCAUGGCAGAAGGACGAAUAAUGUAUCUUGGUCCAAGUUGCGAAGCAGUGUCUUACUUUGGAAGCAUAGGAUUUCCUUGUCCAAGCAACCAUAAUCCUUCUGAUUACUUUAUCCGAACAUUAUCUGUCAUUCCGGCGGAACGUGAAAAUUCCUUAGCAAGAAUAAAAUAUAUCUAUGACAAAUAUAAGGAAAUCGAAAUACAACCGAGAGGAGAAAGUGCUUUAGGACCCAUAGAAUCGUUUGAUGAUCUAGAUAAGAGGACAACUUUUUUCCACGCCAAUCGUUUUGCUCAGCUUCUCAUGUUGAUGUGGCGUUGUACGAUCAUGCUCAAAAGAGAUAAAUCUACGUUACUUUAUAGAACAGCUCAAGUGUUUAUUCUUGGAUUUAUAACGGGGCAAGUAUACUUCCAACUAAGGAAAGACCAAGAAAACGUUCGCAAUUUCUCCGGUCUUUUGUUCUUUCUUGUUUUGAACAUAUCUUUCACCUCGUUUCAAGGAGUUCUAUCUACUUUCCCAGUCGAAAGAGAUAUAGUUUUACGAGAAAAUCGAAUUGGUCUUUACCAUAAAAGUGUGUUCUUUGUUGCAAAAUCUCUUGUCGGGAUACCCAUUGAUUCAAUUUUAUGUAUAAUUCUAAUAUCUAUUGCUUAUUGGAUGUCAGGUCUGAAAGAAACGGCUGAAGCAUAUUUCGUUGCAUGUGCAACAGCACUAUUAGUUUGUCAUACUUCGGUGUCAUUUGGUCUGCUUAUUUCCACAGCGACAGACUCCAUUUCGCACGCCAUAGCUACUGGCCCCGUGCUUAUUUUACCUUUGUUGAUAUUUGGUGGAUUUUUUGUUUCAAAUAACACGAUUCCGGAUAGUUUGAAAUGGCUGCGAUAUUUGUCUUGGAUUAAUUUUGGAUUUGAGAAUCUUAUGAUCAAUCAAUGGCGACAUGUUGAGAAAAUAUCAGGUUGUGGAAAAACAACAUCUAGGCAUUGUUUAGAAAAUGGUCGUGAAAUUUUAGAUUUCUAUCAGCUGAGCGAGGGCAACUUCAAAUUAAACUUUUGGCUUUUGGCAGCUCUUUGCCUUGGCUACAGGAUAUUGGCGUACUUGUUCUUGUUAAAAAAGUCCAGAGUUCGUUGACUCAUUUUGACAUGUAAGGCAUUAUUCUGUCUGAUAAUGACUUCUUUCUUUUAGAGAAAGCGACAGUGUAAAUAAGAACAUUUAAACUAUUAUUCCUUUAUAAAGUUAAACUAUCCUUUUCCUUUUGGCUAGCUUUUCAUUUAAACAUAUAUAGUAUGCCUCUCCAAAAAUCUCACCCAAUUAAGUAAUUGUGAGUUAACAUUACAAUAUAUGUAUAGAUUUAAAAGAGUACUUAGGCUACAUAAGUCGGUUGUCUGUAUUUGUGCUACAAAAUGCAAAACUUGGCAGGAAAGCCAAACUAUACUAGACAUUACACGACAUCCGGCCAUGGCCAUCUCCAUUUGCAAUCUUGUAAAUUUUGAAACACAAAAAUUCACAAAGUAGAGUCAUAUAAUAAGACAUAUAAUUUUUGACUCGUCUAAAGAGCGUUGGUAGAAUCGCUGAAUGACGUGAAAUCAUCAAUCAAACUUAAAAAAUAUAACCUCCUAAAAUUA